This is a messenger RNA of Branchiostoma floridae (Florida lancelet), 2192 nucleotides long. RefSeq names its product splicing factor 3A subunit 3-like. Gene Ontology annotation, biological process: mRNA splicing, via spliceosome. Lineage: Eukaryota; Metazoa; Chordata; Leptocardii; Amphioxiformes; Branchiostomatidae. The transcript is spliced from 18 exons. Gene Ontology annotation, cellular component: spliceosomal complex; nucleus. Bases 103 to 1608 code for a protein of 501 amino acids. Gene Ontology annotation, molecular function: zinc ion binding; RNA binding. The record is from RefSeq and is a predicted model, not a curated record.
AUUUGGUAGCGUCCCAGCAUGCGUUGCAACCGGUGUCGAGCAGACGUUUCGUGAUCUUUGCAGUCAUUUCACAAGUGCUACGGAAAAUCACCUUUAUCUGAAAUGGAGACACUUCUUGAGCAACAGAGACGGUAUCACGAGGAGAGGGAACGUCUUAUGGACGCCAUGGUGAAGGAAAUGUUACACAAACCUGGAUCGCAUCGGGAACAGAUCAACUCAGAACAGAGAUGCAAACAGCUUCUGGAUAGGUACAUGGAAGUGUGUGCUAACCUGAAGGAAUUGUACGAAGACAAGGAUGGCCUGAGAAAAGAAGAAGUUGAUGCCUUAUCUGGUCCCAACGAGUUCCAGGAGUUCUACUCCCGUCUCAAGGCUAUCAAAGACUUCCACAGGAAACAUCCAAAUGAGAUCAGUGUGCCGAUGUCAGUUGAGUUUGAAAUGGUGAAAGAGGCAAGGGAGAACCCUACUGAUGAAGCUAUGGUGGACUUUACAGAUGAGGAAGGAUACGGGAAGUAUCUGGACCUCCAUGAGUGUUUUGAAAAGUACAUCAACCUCAAGAGUAUAGAGAAAGUUGACUACAUCACGUACCUGAAUGUGUUUGACCAGUUCUUUGACAUCGCCAAAGACAGGAAGAAUGCUCAGUACAAGGACUAUCUCCUGACCUUGCUGGACUACCUGCAGGGUUUCUGUGCCCGUGUGCACCCCCUGUUGGACCUGAACGAGGAGGUAGAACAAGUCAUGAGGGACUUCAACCUGCAGUGGGAGACUGGCACCUUCCCUGGCUGGCCUAAAGAGGCUAGCAGUGCCUUGGCCCACUCAGGUGCCCAUUUGGAUCUAUCUGCCUUCUCUUCUGCUGAGGAGUUGGCCUCCCUCGGUCUUGACAGGUUAAAGUCAGCCCUGUUGGCCCUGGGACUCAAAUGUGGAGGAACCCUGGAGGAGAGAGCUCAGCGGCUCUUCAGCACAAAAGGAAAGAGUCUUGAGGAGCUAGACCCUUCACUGUUUGCCAAGUCUAAACCUGGGAAGGGGAAAGGUGCCAAGGAUGUGAGUGAGAAACAGAAGGAGAUCGCCAGCCUUGAAGGACAGGUCUACCGACUCUCGGAGAUUCUCAGUGAGCACCGCGCGGCCACUCGCGAGAACGUUCAGCGCCGGCAGGCUCGCACGGACACGGAGCGGGAGGACGAGGACGCAGAGGAGUUCAGCGAAAGCGAGAGUGAAGACGAAGAGAACGAGAUCAUCUACAACCCCAAGAACCUCCCGCUGGGCUGGGAUGGCAAGCCCAUCCCAUACUGGCUGUACAAGCUGCAUGGCCUGAACAUCAGCUACAGCUGUGAGAUCUGUGGUAACUACACCUACAGGGGGCCCAAGGCGUUCCAGAGACACUUUGCUGAGUGGCGCCACGCCCACGGUAUGAGAUGUUUGGGGAUCCCCAACACUGCUCACUUCGCUAACGUCACCCUGAUCGAGGAUGCUGUCGCACUAUGGGAGAAACUGAAGAACAGCAAGUCAGCAGAGAGGUGGCAGCCAGACCAGGAGGAGGAGUAUGAAGACUCCACAGGUAAUGUGGUCACCAAGAAGACCUACGAGGAUCUGAAGAGGCAGGGGCUGCUGUAGGGAAAAUGGCCCAAACUUUAAGUCAAUCCCACUUCUGACACCAUCUUUAGUGGUCACAGGAAGACAUGAACUUGGGAGAUGAAGUAAAAAAUGGUAGUCAGUUAGCUUCAUUAUCAUUUUCACACCAUUGUAAAGAUGUAUCAGUAAGGAGUUGGCUGUCUCUUUCAAAUGGAGAAGGUGACAAUAUGAUAUUCAACCUAGAAAGGAACUUGAAAAUGGGUACUUAAUGUACGUGCACAUAGCUUACAGAAAGACUGAAAUGAAGAACGUCACAAACACUUUUUUGGUAUGAUGAUUCAUAGUCGUGUCCAGUGUACCAUUUUUUUCAUUACUAUUGUCACUCGUAUAAACAACAAGUAAAGACAACUUAUGUUGAAGGAGAGUGUUUUAAAACGAUACUUGUAAUUUCUUAUCUGCUAUUCUAUGGACCAAAAUUAGGAAAUGAUUUAGAUUCUGGUAGACUAAAGAAUAUGUGACACAAACUUUAUUUCUGCUUUGUAACACAGAGGUCUGUACGUACUCUUGAUAUUUUUCCACGUCAAAACAACUGUUUAGUGUAAGAAGGAAUAAAAACAGAAAAUGUA